AUGGUAGCAGCCAACAAGUCUAAGUCGCCUAGCAAGCCCGCAGCGUCUGCUACGCCAGCUCCUGUCGGUGCUGCAAGUCGCCCACCGGCCAAGCCUCGAGCAGAAACAGUCACCGUCGAGCCUGCAUCCCUCGGCCCCUUCUCACUGUGGGAGUACCUCAAGGAGGAGGUGCUGGCGACCGACUUUGAUAGCACGCAGGAGAUGAAGUGGGAGCGGGUCACCAACUUCGUCGCUGUCCCUUGGUGGGUCGAGAAGAUCAUCAUCUUCGGCUUCGUCGUCUGCCUGGACUCCUUCCUCUAUACCUUCACCAUCCUUCCACUCCGGUUCCUGGUAGCUGUCACCCUCGGUGUACGUAAUCUCUUCAGCAACCUGACUUCCUCAUCCCCAAAGCGCUUCUUGCACUCCUCGCACAAAUGCGAUAUCCUCAAGAUGGCCCUUGUCGUCUUGAGCUGCUUCAUCCUCAGCCGCAUAACCGACGCCUCCAAAAUGUACCACUCGGUCCGCGGCCAGGACGUCGUGAAACUCUACGUCAUCUUCAAUGUCAUGGAAAUCUUCGACCGCCUUUGCUGUUCGCUCGGUCAAGAUCUCCUCGACGCCCUCUUCAGUCGCAUGACCCUGGGAAGACGAAACGACGGCUCUCAGCCCGUAGCGCGUCCUUUCGGCUUCUUCCUACUCGCCCUCUUCUACAUCCAGGCACACACUCUCGUCCUCUUCUACCAACUCGUCACGCUCAAUGUCGCCAUCAACUCUUACGACAAUGCGUUGCUCACACUGCUCUUGUCGAACCAAUUCGUCGAAAUCAAGGGAAGCGUCUUCAAGAAGUUUGAAAAGGAGAACCUCUUCCAACUCACCUGCGCGGAUAUCGUUGAGCGCUUCCAGCUCACCCUAAUCCUCACAGCCAUCGGGCUGCGCAACCUGAUCGAAGUCAGCGGCGGCGGCACCAAUGGCAACGGCAGCGGCGGUAGCCCCGGGGAAGUACCGCUCCCUCGCUCCUUUACGGUAUUCCCCAGCAUUUCAUUGCUAGAGACAAGCUUCGCCCCCGUGGCUAUCGUGCUUGCAUCAGAGUGCCUGGUUGAUUGGCUGAAGCAUGCUUUCAUCACCAAAUUCAAUCAUAUCCGGCCAAGCGUCUAUGGGAGGUUCAUGGAUGUGCUUUGCAGGGAUCUCGUGGUGGCAGGACCGGCCGAUUCCAGCUCGGAGGCAGCCUCAGCGGGUGGCGGCACAAAGCGUCGCCAUACUUUCGUCGAUCAAAGCCCGAUUGUCAGCCGCAGGCUAGGAUUUGCAGCUCUGCCACUUGCAUGCCUCUUAGUGAGGAUAUCGGCGCAGAUAUGGGGCAUGCUGGCCGACGACUCGCAUUAUGACGAAUGCGCGGCACCCUCCAUGAGCAAUAGCGGUGGCGGCGUUCGCUCAGGCUCUGGGUCUGUGCUAGGCUUCCUAAUGUCCCUGGCUCACCAGCUCAUUGGCGGCCUCGGCGUCAGCGAAGAUCCACCACGCUGGAUGGAUGGCCUCGUGGAUAAGGCUGUUCAGACUCUCGCAUGGAGUCUCACGGCUCUAGGUGUCUGGGUCUCUCUCGUGGUCAUCAAGCUCAUCUUGGGCUCGAUGUUGGUCAGCUUUGCCUCGUAUCGGUACAGAACUAUGCUCGCGAGAGAGAAGGAAGAGGAGCUCAAUGCGCGCGAUAGACCUGCUAUCGGGGUUGGCAGUGGGGAGAGGGAGUAUGAGGCGAAGGUGAGGGAGAUGGUCAGGGAUGAUGGUGGGGGAGCGAGCGCAGGCGGUGGUGGGAAGAAGCCGGGAGGAGGCGGUGGGUCGAGUUUGAUGGAUAUUCGGCGCUAUGAUAUGGUCAAGAGCAGGCUGUGGUAG
Molecule: messenger RNA, 1854 nt
Organism: Jaminaea rosea
Lineage: Eukaryota; Fungi; Basidiomycota; Exobasidiomycetes; Microstromatales
Product: DUF747-domain-containing protein
Exons: 2
Coding region: 1-1854 (617 amino acids)
Biological process (GO): maintenance of protein localization in endoplasmic reticulum
Cellular component (GO): endoplasmic reticulum membrane
Source: RefSeq, a predicted model, not a curated record